CCGUUCCCCCCUCCUCCCUCUCAUCAAAUCAAGCAGCUGCUACUACGGUACCCUACAUUUAUUUUUUCUGGCCUCACUGGCCUGCAUUGAUUUUCCGCUCGCCGGUUGUCGCGACCCGGGCACACCACGUGCUUCUCCCCCGCCUCCAUUUGUCAGCCGUGCUCAUCUUGCAUCGGCGCGCAAUGGCGUCUGCGCUGGGCCAUGCUGACGUGGCUAGACUAAGUUUCGCGCGAACUUCUGUCCUUCGCGGCGGGGAGCGGACGACGUCCUCGUCGCUCGCUGCUUUAUCCAGUGCGUCUGCCGCGACGUCGCACGCGCCGAUCCCGACGACCAUUCAGCGAUGGCCACGUGGCGCGAAUCAAUCAAGUCCAGGGCACAGCAACUUACCGACUGCAUCCUUUGCAGUUGCGAAAAGGCACACGUCGUCAGGAGGUUUGGCGUUUGAAACGGAGAGCGGUACUCAGAAGAGGGAAAAAAGAAGAAGUCAGAAAAGAAGUAUUUUUUGCUGCAGCAGCUCUGAGACGCCAGAGGUGAUCACGGAAGCACGGAAGGUUCAGAUGGAUGCGACAGAAAUGCUUGCGGAGUUGUUAAAGGCGAAGGAUCCAGGGGCGAAAGCACGAGAGAAUGUUGAGUCCUUGACAGAAGAAUUCUUCAUGAUCGCCUCCACUUACCUCGACCUGGCCAAGAAGGAAGGAAACAUUGAAGUUACGAACCAAUUGGAGACGACGCUGAAGUUGGCGUUGGAAGAGAAAGAAAAGACUUUGCGGCCGGAGAUUCGCGUACUCAAUAUUCUGUUGAGAGGCAAGUCCCCUGCAGAACGAGCGGACACAAUUGCGAAGAACCGAUCCCAUUUCAGUAGCGACAGCUAUUUCUUCACUCUGCUCAACCGAAUGAUCCAAGAUGUAGAGAGGCAGAAAACAAAUGCACAACGUGCCCAGCUUCUAGCUCAAUUGCGAGCGAUCCGCCGAGAGACGCAGGAGGUGUCGAAAUCAAUGAAAAGGACAGAGCAAAAAUAGUAAUAAAUACUUAUAAAUACAAAUAAUAUAUAUAAAUUGAAAUUAGACAGUCAGGUAGUUCAGUCAGCGGAUUCUUCUCGUGUUUCCUCUUCUCUUCUCCCGUUCCUCCCUCCUCCUCUCCUCUCCUCCCUCCUCUCCGACCUUCUCUCUGUGCCUUCUUUUGUACCAUAUCUUCUAUGCAUCCCAUCUCCUCUCUCCACUCUCCUCUACCUUGCUCCUCUCCCUUGAUCCUCUCCCUUGGUCCUCUCGCUAGCUCGCGUUUCGUCCUCUUUCUUCCUCUUCUCGCCUACCUUCUCUCCAACCCUCCCUCCGACGUUCUCUCGUACCGUAUGUCCUAUCCAUCCCAUCUCCUCUCUCCUCUUUUUUCCUCUUGUCUUCUCCUUCUUCUCCCUCCUACUCCUUCUCUCCUGCCUUCUCUCGUACCCUAUCUCCAUUUCUUCCCAUCUCCUCUCCUCUGCUCCUCUCCCUUGCUCCUCUUUCUUGCUCCUCUCUCUUGGUUGUCGCUUGCCGAGCUUCUCUCGUACUCUCUCUUGGGCUUCCUCUCCUACUCUCUCUUACCUUCUCUUCUGCCUUCUUCCGCAUCUUCUCUCCUCUACUCCCCUACUCUUCCCUCUUCUUCUCUUCUCCUCCUAGCCACUUCCCUUCUUUCUUCCCCUGCCCUCCCCCCCCCACCACCACCCACCCUCUUGGCCCCUUGCCUCGUCUCUACCCCUUGUUCCCCUGAUUCUCUGUUCUUUUGCCUUUUUCUUCCUCUUUCCGUUUUUGUCCUUUUCUCUUUCCGCUCUUUCUUUGAGUUGUCUUCCUGUCAAAUAAUUACCCAAUGUGAAGGUUGAAUCGGUGCAGAAUCAAUGAGCAGCACUUCCUUUUUCUUUUUUUGGUCAUGGCAGCUAACUGUUAUACGCGAUAGGGUAAUCAAUAGGUUCGGAAAAA
Molecule: messenger RNA, 1946 nt
Organism: Chara braunii
Lineage: Eukaryota; Viridiplantae; Streptophyta; Charophyceae; Charales; Characeae
Source: the annotation of a GenBank genome assembly